This is a messenger RNA of Lacerta agilis (Sand lizard), 1019 nucleotides long. RefSeq names its product FEV transcription factor, ETS family member (gene FEV). Gene Ontology annotation, biological process: cell differentiation; regulation of transcription by RNA polymerase II. Gene Ontology annotation, cellular component: nucleus. The coding region runs from base 115 to 741 and encodes 208 amino acids. The transcript is spliced from 3 exons. NCBI's taxonomy places the organism in Eukaryota, Metazoa, Chordata, Lepidosauria, Squamata, Lacertidae. Gene Ontology annotation, molecular function: sequence-specific DNA binding; DNA-binding transcription factor activity, RNA polymerase II-specific. The record is from RefSeq and is a predicted model, not a curated record.
CAUCCCGCGCCCUGCCUAGACGGGUGGGGACCGUAAUACAUAAUAACAACCAUCAUCUUCCCCAGGCGAAGGCAAUAAUACCCCCCGCGGGCGCGGGGUGGGCGCAGAGCUGCCAUGAGACGCGGCGCGGCCCGGACCCUGCUGCUCAACAUGUACCUGCCAGACCCAGUUGGGGAAACUUUGUUCAAAGAAGGCAAAAGCCAGGCGUGGGGAUCACUGGGGCCGGGAGUCCAAAAAGGCAGUGGGCAGAUCCAGUUGUGGCAAUUUCUGCUGGAGCUGCUUUCUGAUCGCGCCAACCUCAACUGCAUCGCUUGGGAGGGCACCAAUGGAGAGUUCAAACUCCUGGAUCCCGACGAGGUGGCCCGGCGCUGGGGGGAGCGCAAGAGCAAGCCCAACAUGAACUAUGACAAGCUGAGCCGGGCCCUGCGCUACUACUAUGACAAGAACAUCAUGACCAAGGUCCAUGGCAAACGCUACGCCUACAAGUUUGACUUCCAGGGCCUGGCCCAAGUCUGCCAGCCAGCAACACCUGACCAUACCCUCUACAAAUUCCAGGCACCCCUGCCCUUCUCUGGCAUUUCCAAACUCAACAUCAUGGCCUCAGGGGUGACUCCAACCAGCUUCUCCUAUUGGCCAGGUUCUACCCCCACUCUGUACCCUAGCCAUGGCUUGCAGCCUUCAGCGCCCUUCAGUGCCAUGGCAACCUCCCAUAUCAACAACAUGAACAGCCACUACCACUAGGCCUCUCACCAUUGCAGGGCAAGGGGGAGGGAUGGGGAGAGAAGGGACGGCCCUCAGAUUUCAUCCUAAGACACUUCCCAUUUUGACCAAGGAGGCAACUGUGUGCAGCAGGGAGGGACACUGUACUGAGAUGACAUCUUAAGAUGGGUUGGAUCUCAGCAAAGGCGUUGGAUGGUCUAGGGGGCAUUUUGUGGGGGGUGAGCUCCCUCCCCAUUGAAUACAGGGCCCUUCGUUUUGUAGAGAACAUUUCAGCAAUGCCCCCAAUUUCUCUCUUUCUU